AUGCGGAAGAAUAAACCCAUUUUUGGUGGUCUCGUGGAGACACAUGUACAGUUCCCUAAAUCGGCUAAUAUUAUGAACUCUAUUUUACCGGGCUGGUCUUUUCAUGGAAACUAUGACCACUCGGUGCUCGGAAGGAUAUGGGUGGUUUGGCACCCUUCGGUUAAAGUAAGGAUUAUCUCAAGUUCGCACCAACUUACUUCUUGCUACGUGAAGCUACCGCAUAUAAAUCAAGAGCUUCUAGUUUCUUUUGUUUAUGGUUCCAACUGCAGAAUUGAAAGGCGAGCACUCUGGAGUGAGUUGGAAGCGUGCUAUAUUUCUCAGCAAGGGGUUGAUACCCCUUGGAUCAUUCUCGGUGACUUUAAUGAAAUUAUGCACCCGUCGGAGCACUCUUUGGCGGACCAGUCUUCUUUCCCACGGGGCUUAAGGGAUUUCAACGACUGCAUUGAUAGUUGUGCCCUAUUUGAUCUCAACUACUGCGGGAAUUCUUUUACUUGGUCCAAUGGACAUGUCUCAAAGAAAUUGGACAGAAUUAUGACUAAUGCAGCAUGGCUACAGCAGUUACCAGAGUCUAUUGGGGUAUUUGGAGUUCCGGGGAUCUCGGAUCACAGUCCGUGUUGUGUCUUCCUCGAUCAGUUCAAACCGAAGCAAAAGAGGCCAUUUAAAUUCUUUGCCCACUUGAAUCAGCAUGAGGACUUCGGUGAGCUCUUGCGCAACUGUUGGAAUUCUUUGGAUUUUCACGGUACACAUCAGUUAAGGGUCUCAAAAAAGCUGAAAGAGCUUAAAGGAAUUAUCAAAACCUUCAGCCGAGAACACUUUUCUCAUUUGGAACUUCGAGUUGAAGCUGCUUUCUCAGAGUUGUGUUCUGCUCAAGAAAAUGUUCUUGCAAACCCUUCUACUUCAUCAUCUCAGGCUGUAACAGAUGCUCACCACCACUGGCAUGUUUUGGCAAAGGCGGAAGAUUCUUUUCUGAAACAGAGAUCGAGAGUUCAGUGGUCUGCUUAUGGGGAUUCAAAUACUGCCUACUAUCAUAGGUUCAUCAAAACGAGACAGGCCCAGAACCAAAUAAUCUUUCUUCUUGAUAGAAAUGGAGCCAUUAUUGACCAAAUCGAAGACAUAAAGAAGCAUGCUGUUGAUUACUACUCAUCCUUACUAGGUGGUUCUUCGUCAUCAGCGGCGCCUCCUCCGUCAAUUAUUGCCUCGUUCUUACCCCUGCGUUGCUCUGCGGAAGCUGUGAGUCUUCUUGCUGCUGGGUUCACAGAUAUGGACAUUCAAGAAACAUUUCUUGCUCUUCCUAUGUCCAAAGCGCCUGGCCCAGAUGGAUACCCUGCAGAGUUUUUCAAGGCAAAUUGGAGUGUAGUGGGUAAAGAUAUGAUUGCAGCAGUCAAGGAAUUCCUGUCAACGGGAUGUCUGCUCCAACAAUGGAACUCAACAAUUAUCUCCCUAAUACCAAAGAAGGCAAAUGCAAACCAGAUGAGCGAAUUUAGACCCAUCUCCUGCUGCAAUACUGUCUACAAAGUAGCCUCGAAGCUUCUGGCCAACAGGAUCAAAUCCGCCCUGCCUAUGCUCAUUUCCUCUGCCCAGUCGGCUUUCGUCCCGGGUCGCCUCCUGGUGGAAAAUGUUCUAUUGGCGACAGAGCUGGUUGCUGGGUAUAAAUGGAAAGAUAUUUCAAAACGAUGUAUGCUGAAAGUGGAUCUUCAAAAAGCGUUUGAUUCGGUCAACUGGGACUUCAUCUUGAAUACUCUCGAAGCUCUCGGAUUCCCAAGCCACUUUCGGAAGCUAAUUGCUCAGUGUAUAACCACCACCAGAUUCUCCAUCUCGGUUAAUGGAGAGUUAUGCGGGUAUUUUAAAGGCUCCAAGGGACUCCGACAGGGUGACCCCCUCUCCCCCUACCUCUUUGUAAUUGCGCUAGAAGUGUUCUCCCAAAUGCUUAAUGCGAAGUUUAGAGGUGGGGAUAUUGGCUAUCACCCAAAGACAUCAGCCCUUGAGGUAACCCAUCUUGCAUUCGCUGAUGAUCUUAUGAUAUUCUUUGAUGGUGAGAAGAGCUCUCUUGCUAAUAUUGUUGAUACUAUGGAGUUAUUUGCCACUUGGUCUGGUCUGAGAAUGAAUAAGGACAAGACAGACCUCUUCGUGGGAGGUUUGAACCAGCAUGAAGCUACAGAUUUGACAAGUCUUGGGUUCACUCUAGGUUCAUUACCAAUCCGCUAUUUGGGUCUCCCUCUUAUGCACCGCAAGCUGCGCAUUGCUGAAUACAGACCCCUGCUGGUGAAAAUAUCGAGUCACUUCACUGCUUGGUCUUCAAAGAAGCUGUCUUAUGCUGGACGUGCUCAGCUGAUUAAUUCAGUUAUCUAUGGUACUAUCAACUUCUGGACUUCAGCCUUUGUCUUGCCUAAAGGAUGCUUGAAACAAAUUCAGAGUUUGUGCUCUCGCUUCUUAUGGACUGGAAAUGUUAUUGAUCGUGGUGUGGCGAAGAUUGCGUGGAGUACAGUAUGUCUACCUAAGCGUGAAGGGGGUCUCGGUUUUAGGAAUCUGGAAAUCUGGAAUAAGACACUCUGUCUAAAGCUGCUAUGGAGAUUAUAUAUUCCCAAUCCUUCUCUAUGGGCUUCCUGGAUUAGGAAAUACAAGAUAGGAGACGAGAACCUAUGGAGUUUAGAUGCUGAGAAGGCGGGUUCAGGAACAUGGAGAUCUCUCUUGAACCUACGACACUUAGCUACAAACUUCAUACGAGCAGAGGUUGGAAAUGGUGAACAUACAAGCUUUUGGUGGGAUAUUUGGACCCCCCUCGGACGCCUAAUUGAUAUAUUUGGUGACACGGGUCCCCGAGAGCUCUCCAUUCCUCUAUUUGCUACGGUUGCUGAUUGCUGUGAUGGAAAUGGCUGGCGAUUGAGAGGUGCUCGCUCGCCGGCUGCAGAGAAUCUCCAAAUUCAUCUCACUAGUAUUCAGCUCCCCUCCACCUCCCGUACUGAUGAUGUGUUUUACUGGCUUAUCGAUGGCGAGUAUUUACCAACAUACUCUGCCUCACACACUUGGGAGGUGAUUAGAAACAGAGCUCCUUCCACCACGUGGGCAAGCAGUGUCUGGUUCAAAAUGGCAACUCCGCGACAUGCCUUCCUCAUGUGGAUAGCACAGAACGAUAGAAUGCCAACUCGGGUAAGGCUCACAAGCUGGGGCCUUGGGUUAUCACCAAACUGCUGUCUUUGUGACUCCGCACCGGAGACUCGUGACCAUUUGCUCUUACGUUGUGAAGUAAGUGAACAGGUUUGGGUGCUGGUUUUGAGAAGGCUAGGGUAUACUCACUCUGGCUUUAUCACUUGGACUUCUUUUAUUGAGUGGUUAUCUAUUAAGGAUUCCACUGCACCGCUGAUACUCAAAAGACUUGUGUCACACGCAACUAUUUACAGUAUCUGGGCAGAACGGAAUAAGCGUCUGCAUGACGGAAUCUCGACAUUUCCUCCAACGAUUUAUAGGCUCAUUGAUCGCCACAUCAGAGACACAAUCUUGGGGAAACAUAACAGCAAGAAGAGCUUCAAAAACCUUAUGCUAUCAUGGCUAAGGAAUGACUAG
Raphanus sativus (radish) is the source of this 3561-nucleotide messenger RNA. RefSeq lists its product as uncharacterized. Lineage: Eukaryota; Viridiplantae; Streptophyta; Magnoliopsida; Brassicales; Brassicaceae. The record is from RefSeq and is a predicted model, not a curated record. The transcript has a single exon. Gene Ontology annotation, molecular function: catalytic activity. Bases 1 to 3561 code for a protein of 1186 amino acids.